AUGGGACGCUCUUGCUGCGGAGGCACGCCUUCUCAGGCAGAUGCGAAUGAUGAAGCUGAGGUAAAGAAACCAGAUACUUCUUCUGUGGAUUGUUAUGGCGGUGCAUCAUCUGCACCAUCGGAGACGUCCAGUCAAGAGAACUAUCGUGGGGACGGCGCUUUCCAAAGCAACAAAAAAACAAAUCACAAUAAUAACAAUACAGCUUGUUUUACCAAAACUGCAGACGCCUGUUGCAAUGAACCUACCUAUCCUUGCAAGGGCAAGGCUCCACCCGGGACUUGCGAGGGAGGCUGCUGCGAUGACCAGUCUGCCGAGGCUGUUGGUAAAAAGAAUGUCACUUCUUUUGGUGCUUCUACUUUCAAAGCUUGUUGUGCAGGAAAUCCUACCGUCAAAUCUGGGAUGUUAAGUCACAGUGUUUCUUCGGGCUACACUCGCACACACGCCGCCUCCGGUACCCCAUGGUCGAGCGAACCUGCUACUUCCGUUGAACCAAUUGUGGCAGAGUGCUGCGAGGGCAAGUCUUCGCCUUGCUGUAAUGAGGCCUGUCUCGACCGUCUGGCUUUACGUGAGUGUGAUACGGUAUCAAACACCCCUUGCAUGGGAACAGCUGGACGCUCUUUUACCUCGACAUCCACACGGGAGGAGGAUUCAACGCCCAGGCGCAGAGCUUGUGAUCAUCAUCAUCGCUCGGUUAGAGAGCAAUAUGCUGCUAGCCUUACAGCACUGGGAUGUAUCUGCCGCGCCCUUCUUGCCCUUGGCAAAGAAUCAUGCUGCGAGCCUCAAAAGCGCUCUUCGCUGGAUAAGGGGCAGCGCUCUAAAUGGCCACUGAAAGAGUCUCUCUCGCGCGUUUCGGUUGAAUCUCGCUGCCAAAGCGGCACGUCUACAAGUCAAUCGCCGCUUCGAAGUACCGAGCAGGAGCGACAGAAUCAAAUAGCACGUAGUAUUGAAAAGCGUGCCAGCCAACGUUGCUCUGCCAACUCUUGCUGCAAACCCAAUAUUACCACAUCCAGCGACAACUGCACGGAUCCCCGUGUCUCUGAAGCAGACGAAAAGAAUAUCAAGUCAGCGGAUGGUUCCUGUCCGGGUAUUUGCUGCACCUCCAAAAAGCCAUGCUUCCCCAAAGACAAGAAGAGUGAUGCUGUUAGCAUUGCUCGUGAUCUAGAGGGCCAGGGUAUAGGCGUCGAGCAUGUGGUUCUCUCUAUAUCUGGUAUGACUUGCACUGGCUGCGAGACAAAACUCAACAGAACCCUCGCGACAGUGGCAGGUGUUGAGAACUUGAGGACAAGCCUGGUUCUUUCUCGAGCUGAAUUCGACUUGGACCUCAACCACUCAACUGUGGACUUUAUUAUGAAGCACUUGGAGCGGACUACAGAGUUCAAAUGUGAGAUCAUCACCAGUAAUGGGUCAUCUAUGGAUAUAAUUGUUUCUGGGGAUCCAUUUUUUAUCAUCAACCAGGCUUGGCCAGAAGGCGUGAGUGACAUAUCGCUCGUCGAGAAUUGUACUGUUCGCGUUUCUUUUGAUCCAGAAGUGAUUGGAGCACGAGAUCUCAUGGAAAAACACUGGGGUGAGAUUGCGAAGCUUGCGCCCAUCUGUGGUGACCCAGUACUCGCGGCUGGAAGCAAACAUGUCCGACAUUCUGGGUUCAUGACUCUUUUUUCUGCAGCCCUCACGAUCCCAGUCUUAGUCAUGUCAUGGGCCCCCAUACCCGAGAGAGAAACCGCCUAUAGUUCUGCCUCACUGGCUUUGGCUACUAUUAUUCAGAUUGUGGUAGCAGGACCUUUUUACCCUAAAGCCUUGAAGGCUCUUGUCUUCUCGCGAGUCAUUGAGAUGGAUCUUCUCAUCGUGUUGAGUACCAGCGCCGCAUACAUUUUCUCUGUGGUCUCUUUCGGCUUUCUUGUUUCUGGUAAACCUCUUUCCACUGGCCAGUUCUUUGAGACAAGCACACUCCUGGUUACAUUGAUCAUGUUCGGACGAUAUGUUGCAACCCUUGCCCGUCAAAAAGCGGUCGAUUCAAUUUCCAUUCGAUCACUUCAGGCCCAAACUGCCCUUAUUUUGGACGAAUCAAACUCUUCAGUGGCUCGGGAAAUCGACGUCAGGUUACUGCAAUACGGAGACACGUUCAAGGUCCUCCCAGAUAUGAGAAUCCCGACUGAUGGAACUGUUUCAUCUGGCUCAUCUAAAGUGAACGAGUCGAUGCUCACUGGAGAGUCCCGACAUGUCGAAAAGAAUCCCAAGUCGCGUGUCAUUGCAGGGACAAUCAACGGCUCGGGAAGUCUGUGUGUCAGGUUAACUCGCCUCCCCGGUGACAACGCCAUUAACACUAUCGCCGCCAUGGUCGAUGAAGCCAAACUUUCUAAGCCAAAGAUCCAAGAACUUGCCGACAAUGUGGCUUCCUAUUUUGUUCCAGUCAUUGUGGGCUUGACUAUCGUCACGUUUGUUAUUUGGGUGGCUGUUGGCAUAGCAAUGCAAGGCAAAACUGCAUCCGAAGCCACCGUCCAGGCUGUCACCUACGCCAUCACGGUGCUUAUAGUCUCCUGCCCUUGUGCCAUUGGUCUUGCCGUACCGAUGGUGGUUGUAAUUUGCAGCAGUAUCGCAGCAGAGCGAGGCGUGAUAUUCAAGUCUGCACAUUCAAUCGAAGUCGCCCAUAGGGCCUCUCACGUGGUCCUUGACAAGACAGGAACGCUGACCCAGGGAAGGCUCGGCGUAGCCGUUGAGCAUUACCUUGGAAAUGGGGAAUCGUGCUUGUCGCUUCUUUUGGGCCUGGUCGGCGACAGCAAGCACCCGGUUUCAGUGGCUGUUGGUAAUCAUCUUAGACAAAAGGGGAUUGCUGCAACAGCUGUUCCCAACGUUAAAAGCUUGACCGGUCAAGGCGUGGAAGCGAAGCUAGCUAGUCAAAUGCUACAGGCCGGGAAUUCACGCUGGCUAGAGCUUUCUACACACCCCCUGGUGCAGCCGGUGCUUACGCAAGGCUAUACCGCGUUUUGCUUCACCAUCGACGGUGCGCUACUUGCUGUCUUCGGUCUCGAAGACUCUCUCCGAGCUGAUGCAACCCACGUGGUCAAUACUUUGCAGAGACGCGGCUUGUCGGUUCAUGUGGUAUCGGGCGAUGACGAAGGCGCCGUGCAAAACGUGGCCACAAAGUUAGGAAUCCCUGAUGGCAACGUCCAUGCUCGUAGCUCUCCGGCGGACAAGCAGGUCUACAUACAAAACCUCCUGAGCAUUUGUUCUGAUGGCAAGGUGCCGAUUGUCAUCUUUUGCGGAGAUGGCACCAAUGACGCCGUGGCGCUCGCGCAAGCAACUAUCGGCGUUCACAUGAACGAAGGCAGCGAUGUUGCCCAGUCUGCAGCCGAUGUCGUGCUUAUGCGCCCAGAUCUGUCUGGUCUUCUCACCAUGAUGGAUGCUAGCAAGGUCUCUGUGAGACGCAUCAAAUUCAACUUCGCUUGGAGUUUUGUCUACAAUACAUUCGCCGUGCUCCUUGCGGCUGGGGCCUUCGUGAACGCCAGAAUUCCGCCCGAGUUUGCGGGGUUAGGGGAGCUAAUUAGCGUAUUGCCCGUCAUAAUCGCUGCUGUGCUCUUGCGAUGGUCUAAGAUCUAG
Penicillium samsonianum is the source of this 3594-nucleotide messenger RNA. Its product is annotated as cation-transporting P-type ATPase PCA1. The transcript has 2 exons. Gene Ontology annotation, biological process: monoatomic cation transport. Lineage: Eukaryota; Fungi; Ascomycota; Eurotiomycetes; Eurotiales; Aspergillaceae. The record is from RefSeq and is a predicted model, not a curated record. Gene Ontology annotation, cellular component: membrane. Gene Ontology annotation, molecular function: metal ion binding; ATP hydrolysis activity; ATP binding. The coding region runs from base 1 to 3594 and encodes 1197 amino acids.